Messenger RNA from Ceratina calcarata, 2125 nucleotides. It is a transcript of the gene Prpk, whose product is annotated as TP53 regulating kinase. Bases 483 to 1238 code for a protein of 251 amino acids. Gene Ontology annotation, cellular component: EKC/KEOPS complex; cytosol; nucleus. NCBI's taxonomy places the organism in Eukaryota, Metazoa, Arthropoda, Insecta, Hymenoptera, Apidae. The record is from RefSeq and is a predicted model, not a curated record. Gene Ontology annotation, biological process: protein phosphorylation. Gene Ontology annotation, molecular function: protein serine/threonine kinase activity; ATP binding. The transcript has 5 exons.
GUUCAAGGUACCGCCGUCGCCCUCGCUUUCGCUCGGUAUACGAUCGUCGUCUUGGCAGCAGGAGUUGCUUCGUUCCCAAAUAGGAGGACGAGCUUUCAGCGACGAAUGGAUCAGGAAGUCAGAAUUUAUAACCGCGGUGCAUAUAUCAGCGAUAAUAAAAACACUUUAUUGACUCUGUGUGCACGCAUGCGUUUUUACCACCGCCGCCGCCGCAGCCGCCGCCGCCACGCCGCCACCGCCGCCGUCACAGAAUAACAACAGGCUUGCGCCGCCACACAGUGAAAUUUAAAUUUUCCUCCGUGUGUGUCACGACGAUACGGUAAAAAAUAGCAAGGAAUAAUUGUGAGUCGUUCAUUUACUUAAAGUAUGAUUUUACGAUGAAUUAGGAAAAUAAAAUCCGAUUUCGAAUCGAGAAUCUGUCUGAAAAGAGUGAGGUUAAUCGAGACAAUGCUAUUCGUACAUACGAGCGAAUUUUAAACGAUAUGACGACGACGACGACGACGACGAAUGCUUUCGAAUUGAUAGCGCAAGGCGCCGAAGCACGCGUGUACAAAGGUAUUUACUUGGGACGAUCGACCUUGAUGAAAGAAAGAUUCGAAAAGAAAUACAGACACACGGAUUUAGAUAAUCGCCUGACGAAAGAUCGGAUAAAGGCCGAAUGUCGCGCGAUACUUCGCGCUAAAGCUGCAGGAGUUACCACGCCGGCUGUUUAUUUAGCAAAUUUUCAACGACGUUGUAUUUACAUGGAGUAUAUAGAAAAUGCAGUGUUACUGAAAGAAUUUAUCGAAAAGAACGUUUCGAAGUCAGGAACCGACGUACUAGCUGAUUCUUCCACGCUUCUGCUGAAUGUAAUUGCCGACGCACUCGGCACGAUAAUCGCCAAGUUGCAUUCGAAAAAUAUAAUUCACGGUGAUUUGACUACGUCUAACAUACUUUUGAAGAACGUUAACGAACACCACUCUACUGACACUGGGAACUAUGACGAUGUUACUACGAGUAAUUUCGUCGUGAUAGACUUUGGAUUAGCUCGUAUUGAAUCGAGCGUAGAAGAUAAAGCUGUGGACUUGUACGUUCUCGAACGAUCAUUGUCGAGUGCACAUUCGGAGGUGCCUCUUUUGUUUUCGAAGAUAUUCGAUACCUAUCAGAAAUGUUACACGAAUAGAAAUCAGUGUAAAGAGAUCGUUACAAAGUACAAGGAGGUGCAAUCACGGGGGCGGAAACGACUAAUGAUUGGUUAGAGCUCAUCGCCGUGCUUCUUUUCUUCUUAUCAAUACAUUCAAACAGAUUUUAUUGACCCGGUCGUAUCUUUAAUUAUUUACGACGUACACGUUGAAUAAAUAUAAAUGAUCCUCUUGGACGUGAGUAAUAGUUGACGACUAACAUCGACAACAUCAAUCGAAUAUUAGGCUUGGUAAGAGCAAUUAAAAAUUCACAAAGCAAUGCAAAAAGAGUUUUAUAAAAAUUUCGCACAAAUGAUACUUCUCUGUAUUGAGCCUGUGUUUCAAUAUUGACCAAAGGAUGCCUGUUCCUUGUUCUCUCGUGUCCUUCCCAGGCAUACGAUCUUACAGUACUCAUUCCUAUCUAUACGACGACGACGACGACGACAAUGACGUGUCGUUCGUCCGUACCGAUCAAAGGAAAAAUCAUUUGAAGCGAACUAAUUAUUAUUACUUUUGUUGUUGUCGCUGUUUUUGAGCAAAGAGAAGACAUUUCGUUUUUCAGUAGACAAAUAUUCUUUUUAUGUAAUAGCGGUUUAAUUACGUACAAGUGAAUUAUAACAAAUUCUGCUCGGUAUGUUCGUCGAAUGCAUUUUGCGUGGUGGGUACAAAACGUGUCGUCGUUUCGCAGACUAACACGUGAAUCGUUCUCUGCUGCGAAAAUGUUUGAGAUAACGUUUUCGUGACGAGUAUUAGCAUGUGUGGUUCAUGCGAUCGAUUUUCAAUGGUCAACAGUCCCCCGCUGUUGCCCGCCGUAAUAAUUAUUAUUUGAGAUAUACAGAACCGCAGAUAAGGGAUCAAUCGAAAUGCAGCCCCGAGUAUAUGAUGAUCCAAGUUACCUAAAUGCCGUAAUGAUUAAUUAUUGUAAAUUGGAAAUAUGGUUCGAAAAUUAUAUUACCAAGAAACCA